This is a messenger RNA of Dreissena polymorpha, 4748 nucleotides long. RefSeq lists its product as uncharacterized. Lineage: Eukaryota; Metazoa; Mollusca; Bivalvia; Myida; Dreissenidae. The coding region runs from base 200 to 3079 and encodes 959 amino acids. Gene Ontology annotation, molecular function: protein binding. Gene Ontology annotation, biological process: signal transduction. The record is from RefSeq and is a predicted model, not a curated record. The transcript is spliced from 2 exons.
CAAAGAAUGUGGGCAAUAAAUUAUUUCUUCAACAAUUCUCUGUGAAUACAUUCAGGCUUCAAUGACAGAUUAAGCAAGUAAUAGUUAACCAGACUUUGUAUGUGUCCCAUUUGUGUUCUGGAUGGCUAUGUGAUAGCAAUACAAAAGCAACAAAGCCAAAUUGAAUAUUGCCUGUUUUAUAACAGUGGUAAACUACAUCAUGGCAGAAGGGAGCAAAACAACUGAUGAUCCCCCUGUUGUGGGCAAUGAUGAGGGAAUUGAUCCUCAAACACUGGAGAUUGCUCGCAUUUUACGGUCACUGGCUGACGAGAUUACAGAGGAAAAAAGUAUGCCAUUGCUAAAAGAAAUAAUCACAAAAAUUGCCCAUGAGUCAGUCCAUGAUAGAAAUUACAAUGUUUUGACAGAUUAUAUGAGGCGCUUUGUCAAUGUUCUUGGCUUUAGUGUACAGUUUUCAGUUAGUAAGACCAAAGAGAUCAUUAAAAUUCUGCUUGUUAUCUGGAAUCAACAAAAUGUCGCUAGGUAUGUGAUGAAGGAAGUUUACAAUGAGGAUAUUGGUGCUGCUGAAAAACCAAUUGACCCAGAUAUACUGGAUAAGAUCCCAAAUGAUGUUAAACAGUUGGAUGACAAAGGCAUUAAGAUUUUUUUUAAAGCAUUACAAGAUGGAGAGGAAGAAGUUAAGAAUAUACGCCUGAUGGUUGUUGGCAUGUUUGGUGUGGGGAAGACUUCACUUGUGAACAAUCUGAUUAAAGACUUUAGAGAUAAAAACAUCACACCGUUAAGCACCGAUGGUAUCGAUCUCCACAGGUGCCAAGUGAUGGAAGAUGGUGAUUGGUGUUUGGAUAAGGAACACAGGUCACAGAAAUAUAUAAAAAGGUUGGAAAGUGUUUUCGACAAAAUGCCAGUGAACACUUAUGCAGCAACUGCUUCUAUUGAUGACACUGAUAGCCUAGAUGGUUCACAUGUAGAAGACAAAGUAGAUGCUUUACCAACUGAAAAUCAAAUACAUACUGAACCAGUGCAAAGGAGGAACAAUGUUGAACAACAUGAACAAGAUUUUGUACAAAUGUGCUCACCUUUGGUAGAAAAGAUGCAGAAUGACACCAACCAUAAACCAUCAAAGGACAUCAAAGUUUCUUUAGAAAAAACCGAAAAAGAGAUCACUGUGUCUGUUUGGGAUUUUGCAGGCCAGACACUGUACUAUUCAACUCAUCAGUUCUUCUUGAAUAAAAGGUCAAUCUACUUAGUGCUGAUGGACAUGACAAAACCUUUGGAUGAAGAUGUAAAAGAGUUGGGUGGUAGCGGAAUUUGGUGUGGUUUGGUUAGUGACUGUACGUAUUUGGAUGUAUUUAAGUUUUGGUUGAAUGCAAUCCACAUGUACAGUGGUUAUAAGUCAACAACAGGGGAAAUAAAACGAACUGUCAUCUUAGUUGGAACUCGGAAAGACAAAAUGGUGGGGAAUGAUAAAGAAAAAGAAAACAUAAAGGAGGAAUAUUUUAAUAAAGCACUAAUGUCUUUUGAAAGCGAUUCACCAAUAUUUGAACAUAUUUAUGAGAAGAAAUUCUUGGUCAAUAAUCUGUCUCCAACUGAUCCGGAAUUUGGUGAAUUGAGAAAAGAAAUCAAAUUUUUGGCGGAGAAGCAAGAAUACUGGGGUACAGAUAAGUAUCCAGUUCGAUGGAUUCAUUUAGAACAUUCUCUCGACAAAAUGAGAGACGAAGGCCAACAAUUAGUACACAUUGAACAAUUGGUACACAUGGAGAAGAUUGAAGAAAUAAAUCUUUCCAAAAAACAACCAUUUGUUCAUUCUAAGGAAGAAUUAUCAGUGUUUCUAGAAUUACAACACCGGCAAGGCAAUAUCCUUUUUUUCAACACUGAUGAACUGAAACAUUUGGUUGUUCUUGCUCCCCAAUGGAUCAUUGAAGCAUUCAAGUGUUUUGUAACACAUAUAAUUAAAAUCAAACCCCAAGUCCUAAAAGAUUGGGAAUUCUAUGAGAAGCUUGCAAUUCUAAAACCACAAGUUAUAGAUGAAAUUAUGAAUAAUAGUCCUCCUCACGUAAAGGAAUACAAAGACGAUGUCAUUAAGUAUAUGGAACAUCUUAAUGUUAUGGCAAAGCCAAAAGCAACAGAACCAGACAAAGGUCGGCAAGAUAAAACUGAUUCAAUUGAAGAAGUCAAUGUCAAAUUGCUUGAUUUCCACAUUGUUCCUUGUCGACUGAAAAAUGCACCGCCUCCCAUACACAAAUUCACUUCACCUGACUGCAAACGAUUCAAACGAACCCCAGUUUUAGCGUUUGUUUUUUGCGAAAAGUUUAUGCCUCCAUCCUUCUUCCAUAGGCUUGUUGCUGUAUGCAUCCGCGCUUGGCCGAUCAAAAAAGAAGAGGACAAAGAUCGCCUGUACAACGGAUUGGCCAUUUUUGCCAUUCGCUCAACAUACACUUUAACAAUCUGGUAUAAGGACUACAUCAUUUAUGCAAGGAUAGCGUGUUGUUCAGAGAAGAUUGCCUCUGAUAUUGACACCAAUCUUUGUCAAGAAGUUCGACACAAACUUCGUCAGAGUUUGCAAGAAUUUGUUGGCCAUUGUGUAGAGACACCACGAACUGGUACAGCUUUUGAUAUGUAUAUUCAAUGUCCACGCAUGGAAAUAUAUUCCCACAAUAAAGGAAUGCUGAGAGUGGCACAGUAUAAUUACGAGAGUGAAUUAGACUGCGGUGCAUGCAGUGAAAGCCAUUCAGUUGAAAGAAAAGAGGCUUUGCAAUAUUGGUUCAAAAACGAACUGGAUUUAGCAGACAAAUAUGAAAGCGAUGAUUUAAAUAAACUAGCUGAAGAUACACAUCUAUCAACAGUGGCCAGUGUCAUUGGUUCAGAAUACUGGAUGCUUGGUAUUGAACUUGGGUUACGCUAUGUGGAGUUGAACCAGAUGUAUGCUGACCCUGAUUGUAAGGGCAAUAAGUAUCGAUUUGUUUUCAAGUACUUGGUUAAAUGGAGGAACAGAGAGGCAAAGAAUGCAACGCUGCUAAAUCUUUAUAGAGCUAUCAACGCAGCACGAUUGAAUUCUAAUGUUGAAUCAACGCCGGUCUUCUAGAGAGUGCUAACGUACUUGAUUCUUUGAGAAUUGAGCUUCUUUUAGUAUGAAAUGCUCAUUUUUAAUCAACAAUUAUGAUUGAAAGUCUAAGUCAAAGUUAAAACAUUAAGUAUGCGAACAGGUUAACCCAGAUAUGUACUAUACAAGAUGGUAUAUUUCGUUCGAUGAAUCACUGAAUCAAUAAAAAAAGGAAAUGACAUAUCCAUUCAGUCAAUCUGUACGAGUGCCCGGAUGUCCGUUCAACAAUACCUGUCUCACACACAUUUGCUAUCUAGUUACUGAUUUUAAAAUAACAGGAAAGACCUGUAAACUUUCCUUAGACGAUUUGUCAAGUGUAAAAACCCGUAUACCGACCUUAAAGUUCGAGGCAUAAUUUAGUGUCAGCUCAUAUUUUGCCAUUAAACAGCUUGCUUAUUCCUGUAUAAGCCAUAAUGUUGCCAUAUAUUGAAAGAUUUACUUGGUUAAUUACCUAAGUAAUUACAUUACUUGAUGAAUUGAAAAUCGUCAUAAAACAAUGUUUCCAUGAUUAUCACCCUGUACCCAGCCUCGCAGCCUCAAAGGUCGAGGUCACACAUCGACACUUAGAAUUCAGACGUCAAAUUUAGGCAUUUAACAGCUCAUGGUUGCUUUAAAUGGAGGAGAGUGAAAUAAGAGGACAAGCGCGUUUAAGGGACAAAUGUCAGUGUGUUUUUUUUACAUUUUAAGUUGUUUGUUUUGGAUGGCUAUAAUGUAAUUCAAAUAUAUGUGUAGUGAAGAGUGAGUUUUGUACAAAAAUAUUUUCAAAAUUGUCCUUAUGGAAAGAUAUAUAGGUGGGACAAUUUCGAAUUAUUUGCUUACAUCGUGUUUGAUUGUUUUAGAGAUUUGUAAACAGCAUUAUUGUUUUUAUAUAUUUGUUCUUAAGUCGCAUAAUUUUUUGGAGUAUUGUGUUUCACAAUGUUUAUAUGUAAACAUAUGAUAACUGGUUCUAUUGUAGAUUUAAAGACUACCACUAUUUUUACGAAUUGGGGCUCCGAAAUUGCUUUUGUGUAAGCCCUUUAAUAAGAAACCUGUCUCCGGUCUGUUCAAAUGUUUUUCUUUUAUUUAGUUUCUUUUAUACAUUUAAGAUAUAAUUUGGAAACUUGAGGAAUAAAUGUAAUUGGAAGGGCAAUGCAAAAAACAACAACAAUAGUCUGCAUAUCAUAAUUAUAAAAUUUUUGCUCUUUGUUAUUUUUUCUUUGUGUUAUUGUGUGAUGAAUAAUUCAUAGAUUAAAAGCGGUAUUCUUUUGAAAUAUUGAAUUUUGAAGUGGACAGACCUCAUUAAAAGCCAUUAAAUCAUAGAUGCUGUUUGAUGCAUUCUUAAUUCCUCAGUCAUUGUGCUUUGUUAAUUGUCCGCUUUAGGAAAAGGGCAACAAUUGUUUGUUAUCAUUUGGCAAUAACUUUUGGUCAAUAACUUCUGGUUUUGGCUUUCGAAAACUCGAGAGCGAAUUUAAAUAAACCCAUUUUCCGGUUAUUAACUUAUGAAUGAAUUAAGCUAAGGUAAUGAACUGAUUACACUGAGAUUGCUUACCCGGUUGGGGCUCGUUAAUGCAAUCUCCAGUAAGUGAGAGGAAACAACAAGUUUACCAAGCUUACCAGAUCAAUCUAACAGACAUGUCUAUGCAACUCUCACCACCAUUUGCUUGUAUUCCGG